ACGUUCGUAAUGAUUCCUUACAGUUGCUAACUACAUUUAAAUGUCGAUGUGAAUUUUGGGGAGCCUCCCGUUUCUCCUCCAAUAUUUCGAACCCCAAAUUUUCCGUCUCGCUCUAUAUACGCGCGUACUCGAACAAAAAUUUUCGAAAUAGCAAUUAUCGAGUUCUUUCGAAAAUGGUGCAACAGACGUUGAUCUACAGUUUUGUGGCUCGAGGAACGGUGAUCAUCGCCGAGUAUACGGGUUUCAGCGGAAAUUUCACAAGCAUCGCCUCUCAAUGCCUCCAGAAGCUCCCUGCUUCGAACAAUAAGUUCACCUACAAUUGCGAUGGCCACACCUUCAAUUAUCUCGUCGAGAAUGGAUUCACUUACUGUGUGGUUGCUAUCGAAGCUGCUGGUAGACAAAUUCCCAUUGCUUUUCUUGAGCGAGUCAAGGAAGAUUUCAACAAGAGAUAUGGUGGAGGAAAAGCUUCAACUGCUGCUGCUAAGAGCCUGAACAAAGAAUUUGGGUCGAAAUUGAAGGAGCAUAUGCAAUAUUGUGUGGAUCAUCCUGAAGAGAUCAGCAAGCUUGCUAAAGUUAAGGCUCAGGUUUCUGAAGUCAAGGGUGUUAUGAUGGAAAACAUUGAGAAGGUUCUUGACCGUGGUGAGAAAAUUGAGCUGUUAGUGGAUAAAACUGAGAAUCUCCGCUCACAGGCACAGGAUUUCAGGACACAAGGAACUAAAAUGAAAAGAAAGAUGUGGUACCAAAACAUGAAGAUGAAAUUGAUCGUGUUCGGAAUUGUGUUGGCCUUAAUUCUCAUAAUUAUAUUGUCCAUCUGUCACGGUUUCAACUGUUGAGUUCCCAUCAUCUCGACACUGUAAACUGUGCGUCGAUGCAUAAUUGGACGAUGUCGGUGGUAGAGGUUAGAUUCACGCACCCAACUUUGCAGAUCUUUGAAUUUGGCGUCUUCAAUUCCUUCUUCUACGUUGGUUAGUUGUAACCCCCAAUUCCCUUCCCUCUUCUGCUACAAUAUAAUAAUAAUACCCUUUUAAGAUGCGGGGAGGAGGCUCUGUAAUUUGGACUGCUGUAUAUCUAUAUAUAUAUAUAUAUCUAUAUAUGCAAUAUGCCUUCAAUUUUUCAGGUAGAUCUCUAUGUGGUCCAUUGUUGUGGGUCCCUCUGAAAUGUAAUAGAGACACAAACUUGAAACUUCUUUUAAGUGUUCUGCU
Messenger RNA from Cucurbita moschata (crookneck pumpkin), 1202 nucleotides. Its product is annotated as putative vesicle-associated membrane protein 726. Gene Ontology annotation, biological process: vesicle-mediated transport. Lineage: Eukaryota; Viridiplantae; Streptophyta; Magnoliopsida; Cucurbitales; Cucurbitaceae. The record is from RefSeq and is a predicted model, not a curated record. The coding region runs from base 174 to 833 and encodes 219 amino acids. Gene Ontology annotation, cellular component: membrane. The transcript is spliced from 6 exons.